AUGCCACGUGCCAUCUUCGCGAUCAACGCAAGGCAUUCGCGACAAUGGUCCCGUCCGCCUCUCAAGGCCUUGCGGACUAGCGCAGGUGCCAUUAAUCUGUGCCUGCGACAACCUCCUGAUCAUGAUGAGGAAGAUCGCAGAGACCUACAUCUCCUAUUCAAUGCGAGGACGCCACCCGAUCAGACACAAAGACGUGGUAGUCAGGUCAUCAUCUCGCGCUUUUUGUCGGUCACUCUGCAUCGAUUGUCUGAGGCGAGUGCUACGCACUAUCACAGUGGACACAGUGGACUGUCAAUGUCGAUGAAGUAUCCGCGCCUGAUGCGGAGGCCACUCUCCGCGACAUCGAGAUCGCGUAUAAAGAGCCAUACUACGAGCAUUCCAUCCCACAUCAUGACUGCAGUUUCGGUCGAGCACGUCACGGAGCAAGAGCGCAUCCCGAGACCGCCGAACGCGUGGAUUCUCUAUCGCGCCUUCGUCAGCAAGAAGCUGCUCAAGGAAGAUACCGAUCCUGUUGCUAGGCAGCAGAGCGAAGUCUCGAAGACGAUCUCUGCCAUGUGGAAGGCAGAGGCGCCGAAGAACAAGGCUUAUUGGACGAAUCUGGCUGCGCGUCGUAAGGCCGAGCACGCAGCGGCUUAUCCCGGGUAUCGUUACAAGCCUGCCAAGCGCAUCUCGGUUGCUAGCAAACAGCCUGGCAAGCUCGCGCGGACCAUGUCUGCCCCCGACGCGCCAGCUUUUAAUUUAUCGAACCUGUCGCUGCCGCCAUCCCCCACACAAACGUCAGCUUUCGAGACGGCUCGCUCAGAUGCCAGCACAUCGAGCAAACAAUGGUGGACACCUACUCGGACGGUCACCCCUGUCGAUUUGCCCGUCGACCUGAUCGAUCCAACCGAAGUCCUGCUCGAUCUCGCUAAUUUCUUCAGCAGCACGACGCCAAGUUCAGUGCAGCAUGCAGAGCCAGAGCACUCGUCAUCUUUGCAAUCAGAUCUCUCACUAUCGAUGAUGCCAGACUUUGACCCUCUGUCGAUGCCUGACUUCUUGUCGAACUCGGCUCCCCUACACGCGCGAAGAGGCGUGACACAGAUGUCGCCCAUUCGAGCUGCUGCUUCAUCGAUCGUCUCGCCUGCUUAUGGCGAUAGUCCUGCAGAGAGCUACGAGCUGGCUUCGCGAGCGCUCACCUCUGCGCCGGCAAGCUAUCAUACUUUCAGCCAGAUCGAUCAGUCUUGGUGGGAUCUCACAGCCGAGCUAAAGAACACGCCCGCUUCUGCUACCUGGCCUGUGUCUGCCUCAUGGUUCCAAGGCUGA
Molecule: messenger RNA, 1302 nt
Organism: Mixia osmundae IAM 14324
Lineage: Eukaryota; Fungi; Basidiomycota; Mixiomycetes; Mixiales; Mixiaceae
Exons: 4
Coding region: 1-1302 (433 amino acids)
Biological process (GO): anatomical structure morphogenesis; regulation of DNA-templated transcription; cell differentiation
Molecular function (GO): RNA polymerase II cis-regulatory region sequence-specific DNA binding; DNA-binding transcription factor activity, RNA polymerase II-specific
Source: RefSeq, a predicted model, not a curated record